This is a messenger RNA of Eutrema salsugineum, 919 nucleotides long. RefSeq names its product probable signal peptidase complex subunit 2. The record is from RefSeq and is a predicted model, not a curated record. The coding region runs from base 197 to 778 and encodes 193 amino acids. Gene Ontology annotation, biological process: protein targeting to ER. NCBI's taxonomy places the organism in Eukaryota, Viridiplantae, Streptophyta, Magnoliopsida, Brassicales, Brassicaceae. Gene Ontology annotation, cellular component: membrane; signal peptidase complex. The transcript has 5 exons.
ACAUCGCAGUAUACCAGUUUUGACCGAAACGUCUCCAAGCUCCAUCAAUAUAUCGUCUUCCUCCUCGUCGAACCAAAACAACAGUCUCUCUUAAGUCUUUGCGGUCGAGAAAUUACUACACUCUGCGUUCUCGAGAGCACGAGAAUUUUUGCAGAACCCUAGAGAUCUGGAAUUUUCUGGAUCUGAUCUGUCCGCCAUGGAAGAGAAGAAGGUAGAACCGACGAAGACGAAUGUUAAGAAGGCUAAUCUGUUGGACCACAACUCGAUCAAGCACAUCCUCGACGAGUCCGUCUCCGAUAUCGUAACGAGCCGUGGAUACAAGGAGGAUGUGAGGUUGAGCAACCUCAAACUGUUCUUAGGUGUGAUUAUCAUCGUGGAUGCUCUUGUUGCCCAGUUCUACAACAAAAAAUUCCCUGAGAACAGGAACUUUUUGAUUGGAUGCAUCAUAUUGUAUGUAGUGCUGAAUGCGGUGUUGCAGCUGAUUCUGUACACUAAGGAGAAGAAUGCGAUAUUGUUCACCUAUCCUCUUGAGGGAUCAUUCACCAGCACUGGCUUGGUGGUGUCUUCAAAGCUGCCCAGAUUCUCUGAUCAGUAUACUCUCACCAUCGACAGUGCUGAUCCAAAAUCAAUCUCAGCUGGGAAGUCAGUCCAGCUCACCAAAAGUGUCACCCAAUGGUUCACGAAAGAUGGAGUUCUUGUUGAGGGUUUAUUUUGGAAAGAUGUUGAAGCAUUGAUCAAGGACUAUGCAGAAGACAAAGAACCAAAGAAGAAGAAAUGAUGAUAUUUUGGAGAAAUAUAUGUUCCCAAAACUCCAAAUGUUGCGUUUAGAUAAUUUAAAAUCGAUUGCGACUUUUGUUAGAGAUGAUGAUUCCCGAUAAGAAUAUUUGGGUUUUUCUUAUAACCAAGAUUUUUGAAUUAA